Molecule: messenger RNA, 2453 nt
Organism: Armigeres subalbatus
Lineage: Eukaryota; Metazoa; Arthropoda; Insecta; Diptera; Culicidae
Gene: blow
Exons: 2
Coding region: 391-2202 (603 amino acids)
Source: RefSeq, a predicted model, not a curated record
ACAAAAUUAGACUCUCGGAAAAUCCACUCAGCGGGUGAUUUUUAUCUUGAAUUAAUUUUUUCUUGUUUUGCCUCGAAGGUGGCGAGUGUCGGUACUCUAACGUUCACCGGUGCCGGGUCAAGACGUGUUUUCCCGUAAUUAUUUCGUUGUCGCCGCCGUCGUUAUCGUUAUCCGGACAAUCGCGCGUUCCAACCAAUCGAUUCAAGAGGGGACUGAUUCCAAGAGGAAUUGAUUAGUCGGGCCGGAAGGAUAUUUAUUUUUCCUUGUGUUUGCUAGUGAAUGGAGAUCUCAACGAUUGAAUUGCAAUUUUUGAAGACCGCCGGCCUUUGGAAUAGAAGCUGUUGCUAUUGCUCUUGUUGCUGACAGGAUCGACCGGGCAUCCUGGGGGAAAUGGAUGUCAAGGCGAAUCUCGUUGAAUGGAUGGAACUUUUGACUGACAUGCUUCAAUUCCUGGAUGCAACCGCAUCGGCAAAAAUGUGCAAUUCCCCGAGGAAGGCCAUUGCAAUAAACGGACGGGGACGACACCCGCAAUGUGCCGCUGCCGCUUCUACUACUGCUGACAUGGUGAAAAGCGACGAUAUAUGCGACUGGAUUCCCCAGGACCGAACAGAGAGUGCCGAGUACAUGAAUAUUGUCAAUAAAAUAGAUGAAUCUCAUCGCCUUACGUUGAUACACAAAUGCAAUGCGGUGCUUGGAAAGUUGCACGAAUGGCUGCUGGCAUCCAUGCUGGAAUCCCCAUCGUUGGAACCAUUGAAGAAAGGAUUAGAUGGAGCAGAAGAUGGCGAGGAGGAGGAAAACUCAUAUCUGGAGAUGAACAGAGUAGGACAUAAAAAUGAUAUUAAUUUAACCCAACCAACAGAUAAGAUUGACUCUUGUGAAAAUUUCGACAAGGAUGAGGCUGCUAGCAGUUUCCGGGAAGAAGACUUAUCUAACAAAAACGAAGAGGAGCUCAACUUGGAAGAAAAUUGUUAUGACUUUACAACCGAUAGAAGUCUGUACGACGACUGCUCUCCAGACAUAAAAUUGAAUAAUGUAGCGUGCGUAAUCCCAAUAGAUGACGAUGAUAGCAAGUGUCCCUUUAGUGGUUUACCAGCAGCCCAUCUACGCAUCAAGCAGUCUCCCAUGUUCGGAACACUUUUCAGGCAAGAGAAACGACUGUUCUUCGAUCAAACGAAGAAAUUUUAUGUUGGUUUGUUGGAUCGUUGGCUGUUGAUAUACAACAAUUGUAAUGAACUCAAACCAGUUCAGUGCAUACAAGUUAAGGAUUUGAAGUUAGAUCUCAAUUUGAAUGACCAGUUUAAUGAAAAGCACCAAUUCAACAUAAUUACUCAGAAUGAUUCGAAGAUAUGCUUUUUGUCACCAAGCUUCAAGGAGCUGAACGAGUGGAUUGUAGCACUCGAACAAUGUCUGCUAGGAAAGUCCGAAAGCUCUAUCGCAAUCAAUAGUUCCAGGAAGCUGCCACUUCCUCCCACACCGGAUGAUGAACCUGACAACAGUUGUUUAACUGGUGACGGACUCGCGGAUCACACGGACAGCAUCUAUGAAGAGCCCCAACUUUUGCACAAACAACACGAAUUCGUUGAACAAAACCAACAGCACAACUAUGACACUCCGAAGCCACCCGUCGUCGAUGUUUGUCACCACAAACACCAAAGUCAACAACACACGGAAACAGGUCCAACUAAAAUAACUAAUGACGGUCUGAUUUCUCCCACGACAACUCCCAGGGCAAACAAGUGUGAACCAAUUAGCCACACGGUAGUGCCAACUGUUGCGACGAACACUUCCGUUUCCGCUCCCACAUCCACCCCAACGACGCCCACUUCGACGACGCCGGUUAAAAGUUGGCUCUUUAAUCGUUUCCAUAAAUCAGCCCCUUCUGAUGGCAACGGAACAUCGUCGUCGGAGCAAUCGAAGCACACUCGUAAGGCACUCUCCUCCAAGAAGCAGCUCGCCUUUCAGCACGAACACAUACCAGAUGUGGCGUCAAAACCACCGUCCGGCAUUUCGGCCAAAGCUACUACUAAUAGUGGCAGCAACAGUACCAGCACCAGUCCAUCUUCUACGGUUCCCUCGGCGGCCGGAAAAGGAACGAAAAUAAAUAUGAUAAUUAGUCAACUGGAGGCCAACGGUCAAUUGAGCCUGUUGUCGAAAAGUUUAAACGACCCCAACAAGCGGAACACGUGGUGCUUGGACGAGUAGCUUCAUUAGAUACUUCUGUUUGUACAGAUUUUUGUGUAUGAAUGUGGUGUGUGAUUUUCCGGCUAAUAACACCGACGAUGGUGCUCCGGAUGAGAAAGAAGAGAACACAUUUUUGCGAUCCUUUUAGUUUCAGCUGAAGCGGAUGUGGGUUGUUGUAAUUUGUUUCAAACAUUAAGGUGCUAAUAUGGGGUGAAUCGGUUUUAGGGUUCGUAUUAAUGAUGUUGGCUUCCCAUUAAAAAGUUUGAAAGAAA